Messenger RNA from Sciurus carolinensis (gray squirrel), 2542 nucleotides. RefSeq names its product nudE neurodevelopment protein 1 like 1 (gene Ndel1). Gene Ontology annotation, cellular component: kinetochore; kinesin complex; centrosome. The coding region runs from base 181 to 1203 and encodes 340 amino acids. The record is from RefSeq and is a predicted model, not a curated record. Lineage: Eukaryota; Metazoa; Chordata; Mammalia; Rodentia; Sciuridae. Gene Ontology annotation, biological process: mitotic centrosome separation; centrosome localization; microtubule nucleation. Gene Ontology annotation, molecular function: microtubule binding. The transcript has 11 exons.
CCAGGCAGUCCCUGACGUGUCGGGGAGGAGCCGGGCGCGGAGGUGCGUGGAGUGGAGCUCAAGGCUGCGGAGGGGAGCGGAGCUGAGCGGCUGGGCGGGCCUGGCCAGGCCAGCGGUGCAGAGACGUCGGUCGAGCGGCGGCGAACAUGCGCUUUUGACAUAUUGGAGGCUUUCUUGAUCAUGGAUGGUGAAGACAUACCAGAUUUUUCAAGUUUAAAGGAAGAAACUGCUUAUUGGAAGGAACUUUCCUUGAAGUAUAAACAAAGCUUCCAGGAAGCUCGUGAUGAGCUAGUUGAAUUCCAAGAGGGAAGCAGAGAAUUAGAAGCAGAGUUGGAGGCACAGUUAGUACAGGCUGAACAAAGAAACAGAGACCUGCAAGCUGAUAACCAAAGACUGAAAUAUGAAGUGGAGGCGUUAAAGGAAAAACUAGAACAUCAAUAUGCACAGAGCUACAAGCAGGUCUCAGUAUUAGAAGAUGAUUUAAGUCAGACCCGGGCCAUUAAAGAGCAGUUGCAUAAAUAUGUGAGAGAGCUGGAACAGGCCAAUGAUGACCUGGAGCGAGCAAAGAGGGCAACAAUAGUUUCACUGGAAGACUUUGAACAAAGGCUAAAUCAGGCCAUUGAACGAAAUGCAUUUUUAGAAAGUGAACUGGAUGAAAAGGAAUCUUUGCUGGUUUCUGUACAGAGGUUAAAGGAUGAAGCAAGAGAUUUAAGGCAAGAACUAGCAGUUCGGGAAAGACAACAGGAAGUGACCCGAAAGUCGGCUCCCAGUUCUCCCACGUUGGACUGUGAGAAGAUGGAUUCUGCUGUCCAGGCUUCACUUUCCUUGCCAGCCACUCCUGUUGGCAAAGGAACGGAAAACAGUUUUCCUUCACCGAAAGCUAUACCAAAUGGUUUUGGAACCAGUCCACUAACUCCUUCUGCUAGGAUAUCAGCACUAAACAUCGUGGGGGAUCUCUUACGGAAAGUGGGGGCUUUAGAAUCCAAAUUAGCAGCUUGCAGGAAUUUUGCAAAGGACCAAGCAUCACGAAAAUCCUAUAUUUCAGGGAAUGUUAACUGUGGGGUGAUGAAUAGCAACGGCACAAAAUUCUCUCGAUCAGGGCACACGUCUUUCUUUGACAAAGGGCAAGAAAAAGUCAUAUUUCCCACGUUGUUCAUGGAGCUGAUGUGCAUUGGAAGCAGCAAAGCAACUGCUUGCUGGUGACUGUUGAGUGGCUUCUGGCCAGAGGAGGCUGGGAAGGGCUAGUGUCCUGGGCAUCUGGAGGCAGGUUGUGGCCCAACUUCUCCACAACUCACUGGGGCAGUGAACGGCUUUGACCCAGCUCCUCCUCCUCCUGGUCUGGGCUCUUCGCGCCCCUCAUCAGCUCCGGGUAUGCUGCCUCUCAGUGUGUGAGUGCCCGGCUUCCAGGUGGGGGCUUCUGCCCUCCUCCAACAGCCCAGGACACCCACGCCUCACCCCUUGGUGCCUGGGCCCAGCCCUGUGCCCUUCCGUCUGCCUCCCCAUGGCUGGCAGAGGGCAGGCUGCAUGCAGUGGUGGCUGCUGGGCCCUGCCCAGCCCCAGGACUCUGCGCGAUAUCAAUACUGGCUAUUUUCUCUUCUUGCCGUAGUGCCGUUGGUUUCACAUGAUUGCACUUUUGUGGGUCACAAGGUGAUACAUACGUGUAUUACUUGGUUACUGGAUGCAGAAGUAUCAUUCAUCACACCUGCCUCAUAGCCCCCACUCUGCUGUACUGAUAGGAUUUAGUUGUGUUUAGGACAUUGCAAAUCUUCUAGAAGUUUUUCCCCAAAUCAGGUUUACAUGUGCCCUUCUUCUGAGCUCCCACUCAUGCAUCUUCAGUGCUCAUGAUCAUGUGUCCCCCAACUCCAUCCCCACAGUUUGGACCUAUAUCUGGCAGAGUCAGGAAGGUCAGUGAAUUAGGGAACAUUGUCUGUACCUUCUGAUUUUACGUAAGCAGUUACCAUUCCAUAGACUUGCCUCCCAAAGCAGCAAGAUGCCCGUCUGAGUUGCAGGUGGCGGGAACCUCCGGGCCUGGGCACUCACAGGCUGAACCUGUGCUGCUGCCUCCUCCAUGUGCCUCAGAGGUGGGUGGCAACCUCCUCGCCAGCUUUCUGGUCCUUCAGUAGUUAAAUGACAUCUUCAGAACAUUUUUGUUUUCUCCUCUGAGGGUCCGUCCAAUUGCAUUGGGAAGGAUUGAAUGGCUGAUUCCAGGGGCUGGCUGGUGCCAGAUCCUGGUGGCAGACUGACCAAAACUGGUUGUCCCUGUGCAUCCUUUGAUUACUCUCAUGCUGCAUUUACUGUUUACAUUUGUUUUAUUGUACAUAGGUUUGUAAACAUUAUUGCCUAAGAUAUUUGUAUAUAACUUGGGCUUUGUAGCUUUUAUUUAUUCAGAACUCAUAUGGCAUGUUAAUGACUUAUGAUGGUGUCCUACUCUGGGGCAGCUGUAUAGGAUCAUCAUGUGGCUAAAAAAGAAAAAAAAAUACUUCCCCUCAAGAAAAAAAAAAUCUUUUAAUGUGGAAACAAUAAAUUUCACAGAAAAAAAGAA